Messenger RNA from Chinchilla lanigera (long-tailed chinchilla), 1576 nucleotides. It is a transcript of the gene Epcip, whose product is annotated as chromosome unknown open reading frame, human C21orf62. The coding region runs from base 350 to 1009 and encodes 219 amino acids. Lineage: Eukaryota; Metazoa; Chordata; Mammalia; Rodentia; Chinchillidae. The transcript has 2 exons. The record is from RefSeq and is a predicted model, not a curated record.
CGGUCGCCUCUGGAAACAACCCAGUUUACAGCCCAGAAAGAUGUUCCACAGUUUCUCUCCUGCUGUGUGGUUGAUGAAACUGGUAGGCCAGCCACUUCCUCCUGGUUGCCAUGGAAACAGUUAGGCCGCCGGCCCUCAGAAAACGGAAAAGUACAGCAUGUGCAAGACCACGCAUUCCACCCUGGCUUGCAGAUUAAACCAGCUGUCAAGCCCGGGUGAAGGAUCAGCGGCCGGGUGGAGGCAGUCAGGGCGGACAGACAAGGCACCACCGUGCAACUCUAAGAUGUAAGUUGCAAUGAAUUGGCUCCUGGAGGAGUAGCAGGAGCGCACUAGCCCACACCCAGCAGGAAUGGCCCUGCCUUCCAGACACUGCCUCCUUCUGAUCGGCGCACUGAGCAUCUUCAUACUUGACUGCUUCACCAAAGGUCAGAAGAACAGCACGCUAAUUUUCACAAAGCAGAACACCAUUCGGAACUGCAGCUGCUCUGCAGACAUCCGGGACUGUGACUACAGUUUGGCCAACCUGAUGUGCAGCUGUAAAACCGUCCUGCCUUUUGCAGUAGAGCGAAGCAGCUACAGUGGCCAUCUGACCAUCUGGUUCACGGACUCAUCAGUGCUGGGCCGCCUGUUGAACUUCACUCUGGUCCAGGACCUGAAGCUUUCUCUGUGCAGCUCCAACACCCUUCCCACCAAGUACCUGGCUAUUUGUGGGCUGAAGAGGCUUCGCAUCAGCACAGAGGCCAAGUAUCCCUUCCCGGAGCAGAGCUUACUCAUCCAUACCACUGGGGACGCCGACUCCCGAGCGCUGCCCACAUCAUUACACAAAGGCUGGCAAACGUGUAUGUAUAUUUCAUUCUUAGAUGUGGCUCUUUUCAACAGGGACUCAUCCUUAAAAUCAUACAGUAUUGAAAACAUUGCCAGCAUUGCCCAUGAAUUUCCUGACUUUUCUUACUUUAAAGCCUUCCCAAUGCCAAGCAACAAAAGCUAUGUUGUCACUGUCAUUUACUAAUGUUGUAACUGUGUCCAACAGCCAGGAGACUUGGUAACAGACGCGUCAUUUAAACAAGGAAUCUGGGAACAGGGCCAUCAGACAGGUAUCCCCACUCACGGCUCAGCCGUGGCCCCCAGCUCCCACUGGCAGCUGAGCCACGCCUACAAAUAUCCAGCUUUCUCUGCUCUACUCUACACUCAAUCUUGGGAGCUAUUUUGAAAAGGAAAGUAAAAAGAAAUCUGAAACAAAUGAUUCAGUCUGUAGCCAAGUCUUACAGAUCAGCUAGAGGCUAGAUCUUUGCAACGGGGAGCCUGGGAAGAGAUGUCAGACCAGAAGUACAAAAAGUUGGAGUCUGUAGGGUAUCUUCUUUCAGAAUACAGGUGUUCCCACUUCUCUGUGGGUGAUCUAUUACAAGGACCCCUGGUGGAUGCCUGAAAUAGCAGACAGUACCAAACUCUACACAGACAUGUUUUUCCUACACGUACCUAUGAUAAAGUUUAAUUUGUAAGUUAGGUUACAGACUAAUGACAAUCACCAAUGAUAGAACAAUUAUAGUAAUAUUUGUAAUAAAAUUAUGCAAAUGUG